Sphaeroforma arctica JP610 is the source of this 1764-nucleotide messenger RNA. RefSeq lists its product as hypothetical. The record is from RefSeq and is a predicted model, not a curated record. The coding region runs from base 1 to 1764 and encodes 587 amino acids. Gene Ontology annotation, biological process: positive regulation of DNA-templated transcription; regulation of transcription by RNA polymerase II; cell fate specification. Gene Ontology annotation, cellular component: nucleus. Gene Ontology annotation, molecular function: RNA polymerase II cis-regulatory region sequence-specific DNA binding; DNA-binding transcription factor activity, RNA polymerase II-specific. Lineage: Eukaryota; Ichthyosporea; Ichthyophonida. The transcript has 2 exons.
AUGCUCACGCCAAACGCAUCCGUAAAUGAUGCACUCAGUUCCUUUAGUACCGGUGUGUGCGCUGAUAAAGAAUCAUCCCAGCAAAAUUUAGGCAACUCAGAGAACAUACCAGAGCUGUAUGACAUAAAGGCAACAGGCGAUAGUGAUAUAAAUGAGUGGUUUGCACUGUCACAAAAACUAAUAGAUUUAGUUGACGAUGUUCUCACAAAUGAGAAAUCCGAUCACGGUAGUGGGGAAGCCGAAAGAGCAAAUAAUUUCGCUACUGCAUUGGGCUUAUUGGGCUCGUGUUUGCAAGACGAAGAUAUUAGGAAUUGUCGACAGUCACAGGUACAACACACACCUAACAUUCACAAAUUGGCGACCGAUCCAGCAAUCGCUCCACAGAGUCCUUCAAUAGAGACCUCAUCAAGCAAGCCGUACCCGCACCGGUUAAAACCAAUAAGUCGCAAGUUAUUUCCAUCAUCACCAGACGAGGCAAUACUUGAGGAAGAGCCGUUAUUAUCCGGAAGCCUCCCAACUUAUUUGGACUCGCCUUUACCACACACAUUCUCGCCAAGUAUAGACAGCUUACAGUACAGCAACACAAAUACUGGCACCACAACAUCCACAGAAUGCAGUCCACCUACACAAAGGAGGAAAACAAUAGAUAGCGGAUACACAUCAUAUCAAAGAGCCGCUUCGCAUCAAACCCCUUACAACCGGAACUCAAACGUUGAACCACUGCUAGCCGAUGCAGUCAAGAGACAGAUUACAAUAGAUGAGGCUCUAAAGUCGGCAUUCUCAGCCUCUGACUUACAUGACUUCAACUUUGAGUCUACCGAGCACUUGAGUGCAAACGGUUCAUUACCGCCCUUAUCAUCUUUAUCGACAAGCAUGUUCGACACACUAUCAAAUCUGAAUUCGAAAACCACAGGGAUCACUACGCCUAUGUUACUUCCGCCCGAAUCACCUGUCAGUUCACAUCACAACUAUCGGUCAUAUAUGAACACACCUACAGCUAUCAGACCGUUAAAUAUAACACCUGCACGUAGCACACAACAGCAAGGCCCACAGCACCUUGAGUACAGCAUAUGCCCGAGUGAACACCAAGCAAAUCACAUACACGAGGGAAAGCAUGAAAGUCAAUUAGGCCCAUCUACUGUCGCAAUUACCCCAGCUUCAAAUCCAAUUGCUUUGGUACCUCCGGGAAAUGCUCUGUACACCAAAUCUGAAACUCAGUACAAGUACAGUCAAGAUGAUCGUAGACAGGAAAAUGACGAAUCAGACAUGGCGCCACAAGCUGCAUCCGUUACCGUACACAGGGCAGAUCUGUGGGGCCAAUUUAGGAGGCACGAUACGGAAAUGAUUGCUUCCACUAAGGGUAGGCAAAUGUUUCCGAGGCUAAAGUUUAUGGUCAAAGGUUUAGAUCCAAACCAACUGUAUGCUGUUUGGCUUCAUUUUGCCACAGAAGACGACGAGGGCGAGUGUUGGAAAUGGAAGUCAUCGGAGGGGCGAUGGGAGAUUCGGCCAAGAGCGACGACUGAAUAUGGCGAACAGCAGAUGGAAGUUGACGGUGAGGUAGAAUACUUUCGGAUCGACAUUGCACAGUUUGUGAGUUCUACAAGUUACCACAAUCCCGAGAUGUCACUGCUGAAGAUACAAACCAACCCUAUGGCCAAUUCGCAGAAGAGGAAACCCAAACCAACUCCUACACAACCGCACAGUUACAUGGGCAUGCACGUGCCCUCGGACACUCCUGGGCGCUCAUACACAUAUUCUGAAUAG